Molecule: messenger RNA, 3548 nt
Organism: Notolabrus celidotus (New Zealand spotty)
Lineage: Eukaryota; Metazoa; Chordata; Actinopteri; Labriformes; Labridae
Gene: kpna1
Product: karyopherin alpha 1 (importin alpha 5)
Exons: 15
Coding region: 1-1776 (591 amino acids)
Biological process (GO): NLS-bearing protein import into nucleus; postsynapse to nucleus signaling pathway
Cellular component (GO): nucleoplasm; nucleus; cytoplasm
Molecular function (GO): nuclear import signal receptor activity; protein binding
Source: RefSeq, a predicted model, not a curated record
AUGAAGUGCAGAAGCGUCGCGUGGGUGGAGCGGAGUGCGGGGGAAGUUGUGGGGAGUGCGUCAAAUAUCACGCAUGCGCAUUACCGUACCGGCGACGGCUAUACAAACGGUGGCCUAGCGCAUAAGGGGAUUACAGAGCCCGAUCUGACAGGCUGCACCAUGAGUCAGGGUAAGGACAAUGCUCGACUCAAGAGCUACAAGAACAAGUCCCUCAACACAGAUGAGAUGAGAAGAAGGAGGGAAGAGGAAGGCUUACAGCUCCGCAAACAGAAGAAGGAUGAACAGCUUUUCAAGAGGAGGAACGUUGCCACGGUGGAGGAUGAUGGCCUCCCUGAGGAAGAUGGGAUGGCUGAUAGCGGCUACCUGGAGUCCCAGGCCAACAACAUGGACCCACUCAUGGGCGGGGUCAUUUCGGAGGAUAUGACACAGAUGAUCUUCUCCAGCUCUCCUGAGCAGCAGCUAAUAGGCACCCAGCGCUUUAGGAAACUCCUCUCUAAAGAACCCAACCCACCCAUUGAUGAAGUCAUCGCCACUCCAGGUGUGGUGGAGCGCUUUGUUGAGUUCCUGAAGAGGAAAGAAAACUGCACAUUGCAGUUUGAGGCGGCAUGGGUUUUGACCAACAUUGCAUCAGGAACAUCCCAUCAGACUCGAGUGGUAAUCCAGGCAGGAGCUGUGCCCAUUUUCAUAGAGAUGCUUAGCUCGGAUUUUGAAGACGUGCAAGAACAGGCGGUGUGGGCCCUGGGGAACAUAGCAGGAGAUAGCACAGAAUGCAGAGACUUUGUCAUAGACUGCAACAUCCUGCCUUCGCUGGUGCAGUUGUUGGCCAAACAGAAUCGUCUAACGAUGAUGAGGAAUGCAGUGUGGGCGCUCUCAAACCUGUGCAGAGGAAAGAACCCACCUCCGGACUUCACUAAGGUGUCCCCGUGUCUCAGUGUGCUGUCCUGGCUGCUGUUUGUCAACGACACAGACAUCCUGGCUGAUGCAUGCUGGGCACUGUCCUACCUAUCUGAUGGUCCCAAUGACAAAAUCCAGGCUGUUAUUGACUCAGGAGUCUGUCGCAGGCUGGUGGAGCUACUGAUGCAUGCUGAUUAUAAGGUGGUGUCUCCUGCUCUGCGAGCUGUUGGGAACAUCGUCACAGGAGAUGAUCUACAGACACAGGUGAUUUUGAACUGCUCAGCACUGCAGUCCCUUCUUCACCUCCUGAGCAGCCCUAAGGAGUCCAUCAAGAAGGAGGCCUGCUGGACCAUCUCCAACAUCACCGCAGGGAAUCGAGCACAAAUACAGAUGGUGAUAGAUGCAGGUCUGCUGCCUCCUCUCAUCACCAUCCUGCAGGUAGCAGAGUUUCGCACAAGGAAGGAAGCAGCCUGGGCCAUUACCAACGCCACCUCGGGGGGCUCUGCAGAGCAAAUCAGGCACCUAGUGGAGCUGGGCUGUAUAAAACCUCUGUGUGACUUGCUCACACUCAUGGACUCCAAGAUAGUUCAGGUGGCUCUGAAUGGCAUCGAGAACAUCCUGCGACUGGGAGAACUGGAGGCCAAGAGGGGCGGAGGCAUCAACCCAUACUGUGCACUCAUUGAAGAGGCCUAUGGUCUGGACAAGCUGGAGUUCCUGCAGGGCCACGAGAACCAGGAGAUCUACCAGAAAGCCUUCGACCUGAUCGAACGCUACUUCAACACCGAGGACGAGGACCCAUCCCUGGCCCCGGCCGUCGACCUGCAGCAGCAGCAGUUCCUCUUCCAGCAGUGCGAGGCUCCAAUGGAAGGCUUCCAGCUAUAAUACUCGAUCCCAUUUCUCCGAGCGCCACCCUCAUCCUCACCUCCGCUCAUUUCUCUCUCUCACUUUGCCCACUGCCGUUGUUCAAGGUCACGACAACGUGGGAUGCCCUCGGCUCCCUUCCUCCCUCUUCCUCCCCUUCUCAUCGUCAGAGAUUGAUUUAACGAUAAUCAUGAUUAUGAAAAAUGUAACAUCACGGGAGCAAGUGUGUGCGUAAGUCCAGCGUGGGUCAAGUUCUGCAGUCCUGUCAGCCAGUUCGUGAAGGUUUCACUCAUCAUUCUGUCUCCUGCUAAGGCCCUGGCAUCUCCUGUGAGCAGAUUUGUCCUCGACACCACCCCUAGUUUUACUCCUCCGGAUUCCUCCUCAGCUCAUUCCAGAUAGAAAGCACCUCUCCUUGUUCCUGUAGGAUCCUCUCUCUCUGAUUAACCAGGAUGUUUUGAGACUGCACUGCUUGUCUGAUUGAAGCAUUUAUGACGCAAGACAGACAAACAUGGACAUGAUUUCGACCCCUUCCUACACACACAAACACAAACACACAGACACACAGAAGAAUGAUCUUACCUAAACACUGGACUGACCACGAGGCGCUGACAACAUGUUUGACCGUGGGAGUCCCGCCCCAAGGACUCCACUGACCUCUACAAAAGGCACUUAAAUGACUCAAAAAUGGAGGUUGAAUUCCUUCACCUUCUCCUCUCUAGCCAUUGGACAAGUGACCACAGAUGGACAAAUUAGAAAAAUGACGUGUACAAAAAAAAAAAAGGGGUGGAGCUUGGGGAUGGCAAAAUCAGGCUGCUCAUGUUCCCUCCUGGAUUUCAUAUCAUUCAUUCCUUUAUCCAGCAUCGGGACUCUCCACCUGCACAGGCUCCAUUCUGAAGAGUUUAGACUGCCUCCUGCCUCUGGUGUGAUGUGAAUAAAACCCCAUGGAUCUAUGGGAAUUGGAGUCUUCCCUUCGCACUGAGACAAAUGGACAGACUUGGACAAGACUUAAACAGACUAUUAAACCCUGGAAUCUGUCUAGCAGCAGAUCAGCGGGAAUUUUUAUUAUCUUUCCAUACUUUUCAUUUCAUUCGCAGCACUUUAGUUCAAGACUGACGCCUGCUCUUCGAGAAUACGCCAUGGUUUUUACAUUUAACUAUUUAAUCGGUCAACGACGCUCCGGCCUCAUCAGGAAGCGAAGAGGUUCUCGCCUCCCUCCUGGUAUGACAAAGAUCCCUCACGGUUGACUCUUCCUACAAAGGGACUCAAGCAGUUUGUGGACUGAAACUGUUAGCACACUAAUAACAAUCAAAAGAUCACUCUGCCUCAGCGAAGCUAGACGAACAUUAUUGAGACGAAGGAAUGGACUCUUGGAAAUUUAGCUGUGAGCAGUCAAAAACCUGUAGAACUUUCCAAUUUGAUCAUGCCAAAUCAUCAACACGUAUUUGAGCUAUUGAAGUUGAAGUUGGGUCUUUUUUUUUUUUUUUUUUUUAAGUGUUUUUUUUUUUUUUAGUGGGGGUUAGCAUCUGUCAUGUUCCUGAUGGUGCCAUAAUCCUUAAUCUACCGUAAUCCUUCCAGAUAAUUUCAACAGAAAUCCAGAUAAAAACUUGAAAAUACUGGUGAUCACCUUAGCUAGCAGAAUUGAAUGUUUGUUUACCAAGUUCUCUUUACAUUGCUUCUUUUUGUCGAAAUCUCUCCCGAGAGAUGACCAGCUCUACAUGUUAAUUACUGUUUGUUGUACUGAGUUUGUGCAGCUGUCCCCUGUUAUGCCAUUUGCAUAAAAGCUGUUUCAUGAA